AUGGAGGAGACAUCUAUCCAGCUACCGAACCGGAGUUUCGUCCCGACACUGGAAGUGAACAACCGUAUGAAGACCGACGAGCAGUCGUGGGCGAACGACGUCACCUCCGAGCCGGACUCGGACUCUGAUGAAGACGUCUCAGGAAAAUCUACAAAAUCUUUCGAGGCGCAGAGUAUCGAGUUCGUCAUCGAAAACGACCGCCGAUAUUGUAACGAAACCUACUUCAUGCCCAACGACGAGACCGAACAGACGCGCUUGAACAUUGUACACCAGAUCUAUCUGAUCCUGCUAGACGGCAAAUUGACCACGGUGCCCCUCGUGAAGCAUGCGCCUCGUAUACUGGACAUCGGGACCGGGACCGGCGACUGGGCCAUCGAGAUGAGCAGCAUGCACCCCAGCGCCACCAUCAUCGCCUCGGAUAUCGGCGUCUUCGAUAACGGCCUGGGCAAUGUUGACGUCCCCAAUAUCUUCUUCCAGCUCGACGACGCCCAGGGUGAAUGGACAUACCACGAGCCAUUCGACCUGAUCCACCUCCGCGGACUAUCCGGUGCAUUCGCCAACUGGCAAUCCGUCUACCAACAAGCCUUCCGACACCUGGGACCAGGAGGAUACAUCGAAAUCGCCGACGCCGACCCCGCCGCAGACACCCUGAACUUCCCCCACUCAGGAGACUCCUACCUCCGCAUCUUCGCCUCCGCCAUGCGAUCCGCAGCCGAGGCAUCCGGCUACCGCCGCGACCUCAGCCACCUACGGUCCAGCGCCCUCACCGCAGCCGGAUUCGCGGACGUCCGGGUCCAAGAGCGGACGAUCCCCAUCGGCCUGUGGCCCGACGAUCCCCGCGAGAAAACCCUAGGCAAGAUGGCCCUCAUCGCAGUGAUGGAGGGCCUCGAGGCCUACAGUCUGCGCCAGUUGACCGCCACGAAGAAGUGGACGGCCGACGCGGUCCGCGACCUCUGCGCGAAGGUCAGAGACGAGCUCAUGACCGCCCACCGCGUGACCACCCGCGUCCACAUCGUUACUGCGAGGAAGCCGUCUGCGCGCAAACAGGCUAAGGAGCGGAGGAAGAAUGAGGUGAUGCAGCGGUUGAUGCAGUCUGCUGGGCAGGAUUAG
Molecule: messenger RNA, 1110 nt
Organism: Aspergillus campestris IBT 28561
Lineage: Eukaryota; Fungi; Ascomycota; Eurotiomycetes; Eurotiales; Aspergillaceae
Product: class I SAM-dependent methyltransferase
Exons: 2
Coding region: 1-1110 (369 amino acids)
Molecular function (GO): methyltransferase activity
Source: RefSeq, a predicted model, not a curated record